Molecule: messenger RNA, 885 nt
Organism: Habropoda laboriosa
Lineage: Eukaryota; Metazoa; Arthropoda; Insecta; Hymenoptera; Apidae
Exons: 4
Coding region: 1-885 (294 amino acids)
Biological process (GO): double-strand break repair via nonhomologous end joining
Cellular component (GO): nucleus; DNA ligase IV complex
Molecular function (GO): DNA end binding
Source: RefSeq, a predicted model, not a curated record
AUGUGGUGUAAUAUACAAAUAAAUAGUGAUGUUUACAUAGUUUCUGUUACACAAAAAGAUGAUGCUAUUAAUGUUUUUUUAACAAAUCUUAUAGAAAUAUGGAUGGAAACAUUAACACGUAACAUUAUUUUACAGAGAUGCCAGACAUUAAAUCCACUAUUAAAUGUUAAAGCUAUUAAUUAUUAUGAGAUUGUAUUAGAUAUUUUGAAUAAUAUAUCUGUACAUAUCGUAGAAGCCUCUACAGAACAAAUCAAAUUAAAAGUUCCACUAGAAGGUGGUUCAAUGAAAUUCACUCUGAAUUUAUCAAUAGGCAAAUCUAAAGAUUUUUGGGAAAUUGUAACUAAACCUUUGUGUAUAUCAUCAAUGGAAAUUAUUCGUCAACAUGAAUUUCUUAUAGAUUUAAUAAAGAAGAAGGAUGAAGAAAUUGCAGAAUACAAAGCAGAAGGAGCUGAAUUAAUAAGAAAAAAUAUUGAAACAAAAACUUUUACGGAAGAACAACUAAAAAUAAACAUUCCUUCUCCAAAUGUUCUUGAUUAUACUAAUGCAUUUCAAAGAAUGAUUGAUUUUUACAAUAAACUUAAUUUGGACAAAUGUAAUACAACUUUUACAGAACUUACAAGCAACAGCAAUAACUGUGAUGAAAUGGGGAAAACAGAGCAGAAUAUAACUAUUCCUAUUGAGGAUAAUGAUAAAAAUGCAUGUAAAGAUGUUGUAAACAAGGACAUUUCUAUGCAAGGGAAAACAAAAGCUUUACAUUCAAAAAAUAAAGACCAAAGUAAAAGUGCAUCUAAUAAGGAAGUACCUAACCAAAAAACUCGAACUGCAAAUAUGGUAUAUAGACCUAUCAAAAAAUUAAAAAAAGGUUUGCAUAAUUCUAUAUUGUAA